Equus caballus (horse) is the source of this 8438-nucleotide messenger RNA. RefSeq names its product remodeling and spacing factor 1 (gene RSF1). Gene Ontology annotation, biological process: negative regulation of DNA-templated transcription. NCBI's taxonomy places the organism in Eukaryota, Metazoa, Chordata, Mammalia, Perissodactyla, Equidae. The record is from RefSeq and is marked provisional. Gene Ontology annotation, molecular function: histone binding. Gene Ontology annotation, cellular component: RSF complex; chromatin.
GGAAAGUGAAAGGCACAGAGCGCCUCUCUUUCCCCCGUCUGACUCGUUUCUCGACUGCUCCGGGCUGCCGUUGUAUUGUGGGAUCGCGGCGCCGCGCCUGAGACGCUGGGAUCCGCAGGGGCGCCCACUCGCUAGCACCUCCUGUCGUCCGUAAGGCUGCCCUGCUAUUUCUCGGCACCCCAACUCCCCCCCGUCGCCUCCUCCUCCAUCCUCCAGUUCAAAAUGGCGGCGGCGGCGGCAGCGGCGGCGGCGAUGGCUCCUCCGGGCUGCCCGGGUUCGUGCCCCAACUUCGCCGUAGUCUGCUCCUUCUUGGAGCGCUACGGGCCGCUGCUCGACCUGCCUGAGUUGCCGUUCCCCGAGCUGGAGCGGGUGCUGCAGGCGCCGCCGCCGGACGUCGGCAACGGAGAAGUACCAAAAGAAUUAGUGGAGCUCCAUUUGAAGCUGAUGAGGAAGAUUGGCAAAUCUGUUACAGCCGACAGAUGGGAGAAAUAUUUGAUCAAGAUAUGCCAAGAGUUUAAUAGCACCUGGGCAUGGGAGAUGGAGAAGAAGGGCUAUCUUGAAAUGAGUGUUGAAUGCAAACUAGCACUCUUAAAGUACCUCUGCGAGUGUCAGUUUGAUGACAAUCUCAAAUUCAAGAAUAUUAUCAAUGAGGAGGAUGCCGACACCAUGCGUCUCCAGCCAAUUGGCCGAGACAAAGAUGGCCUCAUGUACUGGUACCAGUUGGAUCAAGAUCACAAUGUCAGAAUGUACAUAGAAGAACAAGAUGAUCAAGAUGGCUCUUCAUGGAAAUGCAUUGUCAGAAAUCGAAACGAGUUGGCUGAGACUCUUGCCCUCCUGAAAGCACAAAUCGAUCCUGUCCUAUUGAAAAAUUCUAGCCAACAGGACAGCUCUUCCCGGGAAAGUCCCAGCUUGGAGGAUGAGGAGAAUAAAAAGGAGGAAGAAACACCUAAACAAGAGGAACCAAAGGAAAAUGAAAAGAUGAAAAGUGGAGAGCAGCCAAUAGAUUCAGAAAACCAUUCUACACCCAAUGCUCUAGAAGAGACUACUGUGAAAAUAGAAAAAGAAGAUGAAAAGGAACUUGUGAAAUUGCCAGUCAUAGUGAAGCUAGAAAAACCUUUGCCAGAAAGUGAGGAAAAAAAGAUUAUCAAAGAAGAAAGUGAUUCCUUCAAGGAAAAUGUCAAACCCGUUAAAGUGGAAGUAAAGGAAAGUAGAGCAGAUCCGAAAGAUACCAGAAGUAGCAUGGAGAAGCUAGAGCCUGAAAGGCUAGAGUUUGGUGGCAACGUUAAAUCUUCUCAAGAAAUUACUGAGAAGUCUACUGAAGAGACUGAGAAACUUAAAAAUGACCAGCAGGCCAAGAUACCGCUAAAAAAACGAGAAAUUAAACUGACUGAUGAUUUUGACAGUCCGAUCAAAGGACCUUUGUGUAAAUCAGUUACCCCAACAAAAGAGUUUUUGAAAGAUGAAAUAAAACAAGAGGAAGAGACUUGUAAAAGAAUCUCUACAAUCACUACUUUGGGUCAUGAAGGGAAACAACUGGUAAAUGGAGAAGUUAGUGAUGAAAAGGUAACUCCAAAUUUUAAGACAGAACAAAUGGAGACAAAGUUUUAUGAUACAAAGGAAGAUAGCUGUAGCCCCUCUAAGGACAGAAAUGUCAUCAUGGAGGGAAAUGGAGCAGAGUCCUUAAAUUCUGUCAUAACAAGUAUGAAAAUAGGUGAUCUUGAGAAAGAAGUGGUCCCUUUAGGGAAAGAUGCAGAUAGUUCAAUAUCAGUCGUAGAGACCCAGAGUCAAAAAGGGCAGAUAGAGGAAACUGGUCCUCCAGAAAUAGAAACCUCUCUGGAGACUUCUGAGAUGGCAAAGGAUCUCUCUUUGAAAACUGCUUUAUCUACCACUGAAUCCUGUACCAUGAAAGUUGAAGAGAGGUCUCCCAAAAGUAAGAAGGAUAGGCGCCCACCAGUCCUAGAAUGUCUUGAAAAGUUAGAGAAGUCCAAAAAGACUUUUCUUGAUAAGGACACACAAAGAUUGAGUCCAAUACCAGAAGAGGUUCCAAAGGAUACUGUAGAAUCAGUAAAACCAGGCUCUCCCGAGGCAGCUGCAAUAUCUCCACCACCUAACAUGACUGGUCACUGUGAGAAACUGGCCUCAGAAAAAGAAGUGGUAGAGUGUCAGAGCACAAGUUCCACUGAAGGUCAGUCCCUGGGAAAAACGGACCCAGAAAUUCUGAAAGAGGAUUCUGAAUCCACGAAGGUAGAAAUAGAUAAUCUGGACAAUCCCCAGACCUCUGGCUCAGAGGAUCCUUCUGAGACAAAGGGUUCUAUGCAAAAAAGCAAAUUUAAAUAUAAGUUGAUUCCUGAUGAAGAAACCACUGCCUCAGAAAACACAGAGAUAACCUCUGAAAGGCAGAAAGAGGGCAUCAAAUUAACGAUUAGGAUAUCCAGUCGGAAGAAGAAGCCAGAUUCUCCUCCCAAAAUUCUAGAACAAGAAACCAAGCAAGAGAAGAAAGAAAAGGAAGAAGAGAAAACAAAUGUGGGUCGUACUUUAAGGAGGUCUCCAAGAAUAUCUAGACCCACAGCGAAAGUGGCUGAGAUCCGAGAUCAGAAGGCUGAUAAAAAAAGAGGGGAAGGAGAAGAUGAAGUAGAAGAAGAGUCAACAGCUUUGCAAAAAACAGACAAAAAAGAAAAUUUGAAAAAAACAGAGAAGGAUACAAAUUCUAAAGUAAGCAAGGUAAAACCCAAAGGCAAAGUUCGAUGGACUGGUUCUCGAACACGUGGCAGGUGGAAAUAUUCCAGCAAUGACGAAAGUGAAGGGUCUGACAGUGAAAAAUCGUCUGCAGCUUCAGAAGAGGAAGAAGAAAAAGAAAGUGAAGAAGCCAUCCUAGCAGAUGAUGAUGAACCAUGCAAAAAAUGUGGCCUUCCAAACCAUCCUGAACUGAUUCUUCUGUGUGACUCUUGUGACAGUGGAUACCACACUGCCUGCCUUCGCCCUCCUCUGAUGAUCAUCCCUGACGGAGAAUGGUUCUGCCCUCCUUGCCAACAUAAACUACUGUGUGAAAAAUUAGAGGAACAGUUGCAGGAUUUAGAUGUUGCCUUAAAGAAGAAGGAGCGGGCUGAACGCAGGAAAGAACGCUUGGUGUAUGUGGGUAUCAGUAUUGAAAACAUCAUUCCGCCACAAGAGCCAGAUUUUUCUGAAGAUCAUGAAGAAAAGAAAAAAGAUUCAAAAAAAUCAAAAGCAAACUUGCUUGAAAGGAGGUCAACAAGAACACGGAAAUGUAUAAGUUAUAGAUUCGAUGAGUUUGAUGAAGCAAUUGAUGAAGCUAUCGAAGAUGAUAUCAAAGAAGCUGAUGGAGGAGGAGUUGGCCGAGGAAAAGAUAUCUCCACCAUCACAGGUCACCGUGGGAAAGACAUCUCUACUAUUUUGGAUGAAGAAAGAAAAGAAAAUAAACGACCCCAAAGGGCAGCUGCUGCUCGCCGGAAGAAACGCCGGCGACUAAAUGAUCUGGACAGUGACAGCAACCUGGAUGAAGAAGAGAGUGAGGAUGAAUUCAAGAUCAGUGAUGGAUCUCAAGAUGAGUUUGUUGUAUCUGAUGAAAACCCAGAUGAAAGUGAAGAAGACCCACCAUCUAACGAUGACAGUGACACUGAUUUCUGUAGCCGAAGACUGAGGCGACAUCCCUCCCGGCCAAUGAGGCAAAGCAGGCGUUUGCGGAGAAAGACCCCAAAGAAAAAGUACUCCGAUGAUGAUGAAGAGGAGGAGUCUGAGGAGAAUAGUAGAGACUCUGAAAGUGAUUUUAGCGAUGAUUUUAGUGAUGAUUUUGUAGAAACUCGGCGAAGGCGGUCAAGGAGGAACCAGAAAAGACAAAUUAACUACAAAGAAGAUUCAGAAAGUGAUGGUUCACAGAAGAGCUUACGACGUGGUAAAGAAAUCAGACGAGUUCACAAACGUAGGCUUUCCAGCUCAGAGAGUGAAGAGAGCUAUAUGUCCAAGAACUCUGAAGAUGAUGAGCUAGCAAAAGAAUCAAAGCGGUCAGUUCGAAAGCGGGGUCGAAGCACAGAUGAGUAUUCAGAAGCAGAGGAGGAGGAGGAAGAGGAAGGCAAACCAUCCAGAAAACGGCUACACCGGAUCGAGACAGACGAGGAAAGUUGUGACAAUGCUCAUGGAGAUGCAGAUCAGCCUGCCCGUGACAGCCACCCGAGGGCCCUGCCCUCAGAACAAGAGAGCACCAAGAAGCCCUAUCGGAUAGACAGCGAUGAAGAAGAGGACUUUGAAAAUGUUGGCAAGGUGGGCAGCCCAUUGGACUAUAGCUUAGUAGACUUACCUUCCACCAAUGGACAGAGUCCUGGCAAAGCCAUUGAGAACUUGAUUGGCAAGACAACUGAGAAGCCUCAGACCCCCAAGGACAACAGUACAGCCAGUGCAAGCCUGGCCCCCAAUGGGACAAGUGGUGGGCAGGAGGCAGGGGCACCAGAAGAGGAGGAAGAUGAGCUUUUGAGAGUGACUGACCUUGUUGAUUAUGUCUGUAACAGUGAACAGUUAUAAGACUUUUUUUCCAUUUUUGUGCUAAUUUAUUCCACGGUAGCUCUCACACCAGCGGGCCAGUUAUUAAAAGCUGUUUUAUUUUUCCUAGAAAACUCCACUACAGAAUGACUUUUUAGAAGAAAAAUUUCAACAAACCCUGAAGUCUUUCUGUGAAGUGACCAGUUUUGAACUUUGAAGAUAAAUAAUUGCUGUAAAUUCCUUUUGAUUUUUUUUUCCAAGUUCAUGGUCCUUGGUAAUUUCAUUCAUGGAAAAAAAAUCUUAUUAUAAUAACAACAAAGAUUUGUAUAUUUUUGACUUUAUAUUUCCUGAGCUCUCCUGACUUUGUGAAAAAGGGUGGAUAAGAAUGCAUUCCGACUCUGAGGGCCCAAAACAGAAUUAGGGGUGGGAGAAAGCACUUGUGCUUUAGCUUUUUCAUAUUAAAUAUAUAUUAUAUUUAAACAUUCAUGGCAUAGAUGAUGAUUAACAGACUGUUUAAAAGUUCAAGUCUGUAUUGUUACUGUUUGAGAACUGUAGAUAACAUCAUACCUAAGUCAUUUAGUAACAGCUUUCAUGAAAUCAACUUGUUUACUAUUGGAGAUUACCACACUUAAUAAAGAAGAGACCGAGAAAGUACCAUCAUAAAAAACUCUAACUUAAGUUUCUGUUAUAGCGGAGUUUCUUGUUUAAAAAAAAAAAAAUCAUCUGAAAAGCAUUUGUACAGUAAAAUGUAUAGUGAAGCUUUGACAACCAGAUUGUGCUAGCAACAAGUUUUUUCAAACAGCUUUAUGCAGUGGUGAUGAGGUGGCCUCUGACACACCAUCAUGGAGAGUUAUUAGGGACAUGAGCGUGGUCUUUCUUAAGGCCCAGGUGGACUGUAAACUUUGCAGAUUGUGUAACUUGUCUUCUGGCCACUUAAUAUUUAAAUAUCUGAAAUAUCAUUUUGAAAGAAGUACAUCUAUACAUAACUUACAUGAAGAGAUGCUAAGCUGACAGUGGUAUUUUAGCACAUUUGAAGAAGGGGAAAGGAUUUUCAGGUGAAUUUUAACUGGUCUAUUCUUGCCCUUAGUAUCUACUUCAAAUUGAAGUCUACAAACAAAGCAGUUCCUUUGGGAGGUUUUUAGUUGAGUUUUAGCAUGUGUGUGUGUGUAUAUGUGUGUGUAUGUGUGUGUGUUGGAAUUUCCUAUCUGCCUGGAUAUAUUAGCAGGGUUUGAAUGUAGUUUUGGCCUUUGGCCAUUAGACUUCUAUUAAAAUUCAUUAAUAGUCACACAACCAACAAAGAGUUGAUUGAGAUCCGCCAGUGUGCUUAAUAGGCAUGACAUCCAUUUCAAACAUCUCAACACUUUAAAGAAAGAGACCCUUUGUUUCAAGAAAAGGGGUUUGUAACUAACUAAAUAUCUAACAUGUAAUUGACACUAAAAUAUGAACUUUAUCUUACUUAGUUUCUGUUACAGCUGUAAAAUUUCAGGCAGAGCCAUAAAUAACAUUGUACAAAGUGUAGCACUUGUGAUUAAACGUUGCCUGUCAAAUUCUGAAACCUUCAGCCAUUACUUCUGUGAAUACUUUUGCCCUGGGAUUCGGGUUUUUCUGUUCCAGUGUUGUGUCUGUUGCCGGCAAUGGACACACCAUAUCUGCUGCUGGCCCAAGGAACUUCAUUAAUUUUUCUUUCCAAAUUAAGCAUUAUAUAUGCUAGUCAGUGUAUAGGAAAGCACUUCUCUUUUUUAUUAUUAAAAAGCUGGCAUUAGACUUGCAUUAUAAAUACCUCUCUAGAAACUUUAUACUCCUUCUUUUCCUUCCUCAAUGGGUGUUGCCCUUAAAUCUUAUCUUUUGGCCUUGAAAGUUUAUAGCUGUUGUUUUCCGUUGUUGGUUCUUUUGUUUUGUUCACUUUAGUUCUGUAGUACCUGCGCAUUAAUAUUUUUGCUUUGGUUCUAGCAAUGUAUAUGUAUCUGUAUAAAAAAUAAAAUAAUGAAAGCAGCCUAAAACUAGGAUGCACCAAUAGCAUGUGGUUCCAAGCAAGUUGUGAUUUUUAUUUGGAGACAAUGCUCCACUGGAAGGGAGGGAAGGGCUUACAUUCACAGACAGUAGAGCAGGGCUGUGUAAGGAGCCACAUUCACUUACCAAGCCUCCUUUCUAGCUAGGUUUGUUCCAUUUAUUGAAAGUCAGUUAAGAAUGUUAGCCUUUUUAACUAUCUAAAACAGGUAAUAGAAGGAUUCCUACUAGUGCAAGGUAAGUGGUUAGAAUGUGCAGUUGGCCUCUCCUGCCCCCAAUCUCCCUCUACCAUUUUAGUCCUGCAGCUGGAUAAAGCCACUACCGGGUAGAAACUCCCAUGUACCCUGUCUCUACCUCUCGACACACCGGCUCCUGCUUCCACCUGUUAGUUCUGCUCUUCAGUUAAGCAAGUGAUAAGAAGUAUUAAAUGGGUAUUUAUUUUACGAUGCCUAAUGUGAAAUAAGGAGUUUUUUUUACCCUUCUGCCACAGAGAGCAAAGGUAAUCUUUUCCCUAGCAAAGCCUGAGUAUUCCAUUUAGCAAACCUCCCACUAACGUGGGCUUUGAUACCACUUUUGCUGCCUGUUAUUUACCAAACUUGAAUUAAGUGUUUGUGAACUUUAAAGUGAGUGUAUCCCUUCUAACCUUACAUUCUGAUUAAACCAAUUAAUUAUGUUUCAUCUAGAAAGAGCGCAGUCCUAGCAGCUGAUACUUACAAAUUAUUGUCACGCAGAUUAAUUAUGGGUGAUUAAAUGUUGAACAGUGCAAAGAAGAUUCUGCUGCUUGGUGUUUAGAUUCAAUCCCUCAAUGAGUCUGUAUUCACUGAAAUGUUAACUCUGAACAUGCUUUGAAGAAGUUAAAAAAAAAUACAGGAAAUUUAGGAAGAAGUAAACGUUCUGUGUCCAAAGAGAUAAUUAAGACAUUAGGAAAUGGACAGAGUAUAGGAAAGCAGCAUUCAUCUAGAGUUUAGAACAUCUUGGGUCCUUAUUAGAGUUUUAACCAUGGAUUUAAGUUCACGACAGCUGCUAUAUAAUAAAGCCCUUUAAUACUUUAAACCCCUUUUUUGAAAUACAAGUUGGACUCCUGUUAUCAGACUCUGCAGUCUAGCAAACAUAUUAAGGGGAGAUGUAGUUUAGUACUCAGAAUAUUUAGUUUGCAAUUUCUGUAAAGCUUUGAAAAGUAGUCAAAUUUUCAUAAAGCAGAAGCUUUGAAUUAAAAUAUGUGAAAAGAACUCAGACUGAAAAUAGAUGUUUUGGUUUUGUAGACUUGCGCUGAUGACAUAGUGUUUAAUGUAAAACAUUUUCCAUUGUUGGCACAUUACUAGAGAAUGAUGGUGGAGAGAUUUUCAAGAAUAUACCUAAUAUAUUGACAUUGAGUUUCCUUGACACAUCCUUUUCCAGUUGGUCAAGGUUGCAAACUCAGAGAAUAAAGAGGAGUUUCAUUUAGAAUAAAUUCAUGUCUACUCAUAAUCUUUUUUUAAAAUGUGACCUGCCAAAGAACCAAGGACUUCAAAUGCUGAAGAAGUUGUUGGAAAAAAAGAUUUUUAAACAAAUUAAUUUUAGAAGGACAUUACAAACUUCAGUUUUCAAUUUGGUUGAUAGAACCCAUCCUAUAAUAUGUAUUUGAGCAAAGUAACAUAUAUUAAGAAAAAUUUAGACGUUUACUUAUCAUUUGAGUUGAAGUGAUGGGAAAUGUUAGCUGUUUUUAAGUGGGAUUGAUGGAAUUUCCUUUGUCACAAGGAAUGCCUUUUUUAGCUUAUGUUUGUGGGAAUAAGAGGUGUAAACCAUGUGUCAGUUUGUUCUACCAUAUAACUGAAAGGAACCUAAUGAAUCUACACGUUUAGUAUUCAGAAAAAGUUGUGAACUCUGCCCUUCACGAACAUAGUGGAACAAGUCCAUGAUUCAUGGCGUUGCCUCACAGCUAUAGAACAAGUAUUCAAAGA